AUGCCGAGCAAAAGGCUGAAGUCCGAGGCGUCUAUCUCCUUCUCCAAAGUUGAUCUCGAAGGUAUAAGUUUUCCUCACGAUGAUGCUUUGGUGGUACAGAUGGAAAUCGCGAAGAGACCCGUUCAUCGGGUAUUGGUCGACACGGGGGCAUCAGUGGAUCUUAUGUCUCUCGAUGUGUAUCGACAAUUUGGCUUCAGAGAUGAUGCACUCAAGCCUGAAGGAACCUCCCUCCAUGGAUUCUCAGGGGCAGCCACCACGAUCAAAGGGUUGAUAGACCUACUGGAUGAGCUCAUUGAGAGGCGUGGAAGGCCAGUAGAAGACCUCAUCCCAUUCUCCCUUAGUGAUGAAGAUCCAACGAAGACAGUACAGCUCGGAUCAUUGUUGGGCAAAGAAUAA
Telopea speciosissima is the source of this 396-nucleotide messenger RNA. RefSeq lists its product as uncharacterized. The coding region runs from base 1 to 396 and encodes 131 amino acids. Lineage: Eukaryota; Viridiplantae; Streptophyta; Magnoliopsida; Proteales; Proteaceae. The record is from RefSeq and is a predicted model, not a curated record. The transcript has 2 exons.